UGCAGCGGUGGUGUUGUGAUCUCUCGGCCCCCCCUCCUUUCUUUCCCAGUUGAACCAGGAAGUAAAGUUGGGGCUGCUUUCACGAAGCAAGAGGGCAGCUGACCCGGAGGAGGGGGGAAAGGCAAAGACACCUGCAGCGCAGAGGCCAUGACGACGUUAACUCACCGGGGACGGCGUGCGGACAUCAGCCGGAAUGCUGACAAGAGACCAGAAGGCGAGGAGGAUUCUGAGCUGGACAUGCAGGUGGGCGAAGGCGACGCCGGCGACUCCAAAGACAUCCGCUUGACUCUUAUGGAGGAGGUGCUUCUGCUGGGAUUGAAAGAUAAGGAGGGCUACACGUCUUUCUGGAACGACUGCAUCUCCUCGGGCCUGCGUGGCGGCAUCCUCAUGGAACUGGCUAUGAGAGGGAGGAUACAACUUGAGCCACAAACCUUGAGAAAAAAACGGCUGCUGGACCGCAAGGUACUUCUCAAGUCAGACGCCCCUACCGGAGAUGUUCUUCUGGACGAGACGCUCCGCCACCUCAAAGCCACCGAACCAGCUGAGACGGUGCAGACGUGGAUCGAGCUGCUGACAGGCGAAACGUGGAACCCCUUCAAGCUGCAGUACCAGCUGCGCAAUGUUCGCGAGCGGAUCGCCAAGAACCUGGUGGAGAAAGGGAUCCUGACGACGGAGAAGCAGAACUUCCUGCUCUUCGACAUGACAACCCACCCGGUCACAAACACCACCGAGAAGCAGCGCCUGGUGAAGAAGCUGCAGGAGAGCGUGCUGGACCGGUGGGUCAACGACCCCCACCGGAUGGACAAGAGGACCUUGGCGCUGCUGAUCCUGGCCCACGCCUCCGACGUGCUGGAGAACGUCUUUUCCAGCCUGGCUGACGAGAAAUACGACGUGGCCAUGAACAGGUCCAAGGACUUGCUCGACAGGGACCCCGAGGUGGAGGCCACCAAGACGGGCAGCAUGGAAAUGAUUUGGGCCGUUCUGGCCGCUUUCAACAAGUCUUAAAUCCCCCCAAGUGGGCUUCUGCCUUUCCUUUUAGGACUGGACCUCUUGCUCUGUGGAAUCUUCCCUCGCUGCACAGCGACAGAUGUUGGGGACCACUUCCUGCCACGCCCCCAUUCCAGAUGUUGGGCAUGGUGGAGAACGUCCUCUGUUGGAAUGCUGAUAUCUUUACCGCCACCUCCUCCGGUUCGGGGACUGUUGGAUUAUACGAAGGAGCAAAGAACGUCAUGCAAUUUUUCUGCCCUCCCCUGCCUCUUUUUUUCCUAUCCACCAAACUAAAUGAAGGCCUGCGUCUGAUAGAAAUGGAUUGAGCUGCGUCUCUUGUUUUUUAUUUUAAACUCUCUUCUUUUUUUUGAUAUUUUAAGAAGGAAGGAAUUGUGAUGUGUGUUCUCUGUCUCUUGAUUUUUUUUUGUUUUUAAUUCCAUCCUCUGUUUCAGUCCCGUCUCGUUUUUGGUCUGAGUGACUCCUCUCUAUGUGUUUGUUGGAAAAGAUCGUUACAGCACAAUCUCUAUGCAUUCUCUGACGUUUCUUUUUAUUCUUGGCUCUCUCUGGGUGCGAGUCGCUCCUUGAGUGCAGAGAAAGCCAUCAUGAGUAAUCAAGCGGCUCACCAAUUAAAAUUAUGUACCCGGCAAUGCUGAGUUGUGUGAGCUGGGUCAACUAUAUAGAUUGAGCAAAUCUGAGUAAGCUUGUAAAAGCAGAAUAAAUUAUGUUAGUCACCA
Eublepharis macularius is the source of this 1721-nucleotide messenger RNA. RefSeq names its product golgi phosphoprotein 3 like (gene GOLPH3L). Gene Ontology annotation, molecular function: phosphatidylinositol-4-phosphate binding. NCBI's taxonomy places the organism in Eukaryota, Metazoa, Chordata, Lepidosauria, Squamata, Eublepharidae. The coding region runs from base 148 to 1005 and encodes 285 amino acids. The transcript has 5 exons. Gene Ontology annotation, biological process: Golgi vesicle budding; Golgi to plasma membrane protein transport; Golgi organization. The record is from RefSeq and is a predicted model, not a curated record. Gene Ontology annotation, cellular component: Golgi cisterna; trans-Golgi network; cytosol.